AUGACUGACACCAACGUCGACGACAUCCCCCAGGCUCACGAGACCGUCUACCGGACCUUCCUGUCGGGCAAGACUCGCCCUCUCGCCUGGCGCCGCAACCAGAUCAAGCAGCUCGGCUUCCUCGUCCAAGACAACGAGGACGCGUUCUGCAAGGCGCUCGAGCAGGACCUCGGCCGCCCGGCGUUCGAGACCAUCACGGCAGAGCUCACGCCGAUAAAGGCCGAGAUCAACGACGUGUGCGACCACUUUGAGAAGUGGGCCAAGCCGCAAAAGGCCAAGACGGCGUUCAGCUGGGUCGCCGCAAAGCCCACCGUCUACUCGGAGCCCAAGGGCGUCGCGCUCAUCAUCGGCACCUGGAACUACCCGAUCACGCUCCUGCUCACGCCGCUCCUCGGCGCCAUCUCGGCCGGCUGCACCGCCCUCGUCAAGCCCGCCGAGCAGAGCCCGGCGACGGCCGCCCUCAUUGCCUCGCUCCUCCCCAAGUACCUCGACCCGUCGGCCUUCAUCUGCAUCCUCGGUGCCGUCCCGCAGGCGACGACGCUCCUCAAGCUCCGCUACGACCACGUCUUCUACACGGGCUCGGGCGGCGUCGGCCGCAUCGUCGCCAAGGCGGCCGCAGAGCACCUUACCCCGGUCACGCUCGAGCUCGGCGGCAAGAGCCCCGCGGUCGUCCUCGACGACGCCAACGUCGACGUCGUCGCGAGGAGGAUCAUCUGGGCCAAGUUUGUCAACGCCGGCCAGAUCUGCAUCUCGACCGACUACAUCCUCACGACCCCGGCGAUGGAGCCCAAGCUCAUCGCCGCCAUGAAGCGCGCGCUCGCCACCUUCUCGGCCGCCCCGCCGGGCGAGGCGUCGACGUCGCUCCUCCAGAACUCGGCCUUCUCGCGCAUCGUCAAUGUCAACCACUACAAGCGCAUCUCGAAGCUGCUCGACGGCACCAAGGGCGACAUCGUCGUCGGCGGCAAGCGCGACGACAAGGAGAACAAGAUCGAGGUGACGAUCGUCCGCAACGUUAAGGGCGACGACACGCUCAUGUCGGAGGAGAUCUUUGGCCCCGUCCUGCCCAUCGUGACGCUCCCCGACAUCGACUCGAUGGUGCGCUUCAUCCAGGACCGCGAGACGCCCCUCGCCCUCUACGUCUUCACCCAGAGCGACAAGAAGAGGCAGUACAUCUUUGAGCGCACGCGCUCGGGCGGCUUUGUCCAAAACGACGUCCUCGUCCAGUUCCUCAUCCCGGGCCUGCCGUUCGGCGGCACGGGCCAGGCGGGCUACGGCAACUACCACGGCAGGCGCACGUUCGACACGUUCUCGCACGAGCGCGCCUUCGCGAGCGUCCCGACGUGGAUGGACUCGAUCCUGGCGCUGCGCUACCCGCCUUACACUCCCAAGAAGCUCAAGAUGCUGAUCCUCUUCACGGGCGCGACGAUCCGCCGCGACGGUCGGUACGGCGCCGGCUUCCUCGCGAAGCUGUUUGCCGUCGUCGCCGCCGUCCUUGCCAUCCGCGCCAAGCUCUGACGAGUUCCUC
Messenger RNA from Rhodotorula graminis WP1, 1525 nucleotides. RefSeq lists its product as uncharacterized. The transcript has 11 exons. The record is from RefSeq and is a predicted model, not a curated record. Lineage: Eukaryota; Fungi; Basidiomycota; Microbotryomycetes; Sporidiobolales; Sporidiobolaceae. Gene Ontology annotation, biological process: aldehyde metabolic process. Gene Ontology annotation, cellular component: cytoplasm. Gene Ontology annotation, molecular function: aldehyde dehydrogenase (NAD+) activity. Bases 1 to 1515 code for a protein of 504 amino acids.